AUGGCGGGCGGCCAUUUUCGCAGGAAGUUCCGGCUGUGCGUCGCCACGUCCCUCCUUUUCCGUUCGUGUGAGGGACGGGGCGCCGCGUCACGCGGGGGCAGGUCCCGGAGUUCGCCGCGCGGCGCUUUCCGUUCCUCCUCGUUUUCCGUUCCUCCCGGCGGCCGUUGUGAAUGCUCCGCUAUGCGCUCCCUCGGAGGGUUCUUGCUGGUCCUGGGGGCGGCCACGGCGGCGCUUUACUUGCUGUCGGUGCGGCUGCCCGGAGAGCCGCGCGCGGGGAGCGGGUGAGUGGGACUCUUCCUCGGCGGCUUCGAGGCGGUUGCGGCUUGGCGGGGGCCCCGCUCGCGGAGCUGGGAUGCUGCGCUCUUCCCAGGGAGGAGGAGGAGAAGCGAGCCUCGGCUUCAUUAAUGCCUCAGCGGCGUCUUCUCUCUUCGGGAUUGUUGACUUGCACUCACUUGCCCCGAGAGCAGAAGGUCCUGGGUUUUUUGCUGAGGGCGCCUGCGACUGUGAUUGACAGCGAGCCUAAAAAUACACCGCCGCCGAAAUCCGAUGCUACCCUUCGCGUGUGCGGUGCUCGGAAAUGUGCUGCUGCAUGCUCUGAACUAAGUUUAGGUGUGUAGGAAGUUGUUAUGAAACAGCCUCGAGAUGUUCAAGUGGUCUCGGGUACCCGCUGAGCUGAAGGGAGUUGGUGCCCCCUUUCACCAUACAUUUAAAGCACGCACACACUAAUAAUCCUGGGAACUGUAGUUUGCUCCUCAUGGUACUGCAAAUCCCAGCACCCUUAACAAACUGCAGCUCCCAGGAUUAUUGUUUUUUCGAAUGUGGGGCGGGGGCAGGGAAAGAGGGAUGUGCUUUAAUUGUGCUUUAAAUGUAUGGUAUGUGUACACAGCUGUAAGUAAUGACUUGUGGACUUUGGAAGGCACUAUCCUCUUAUUCCAAAAUUGCUGACAGAUUGAUUGUAACAAAAGCAGUGGUGCAGUCGUAAGGUCAUUUGGACUCUAGACUUAAUAGUUGUAACUGGAGGCUCUUCAGAUGGUAGUGUGUUGUGACACAUCCUUCAGAAUCUAGCACCACUGAGCAUAAGUUGUGUUUCGGUUUUGUUUUUGAUGCUGUUUCAAGAAUGCUUGUCCCACAAUAAAUCUGUUAGUCUCUAAGGUAUCACAGCAUGUUAGAAUUUAUUCAGUAACAUACAGAACUACUCUUCAAUCAUACAUGCCUUGGUGCAUAUUUCAAAUGACUUCUUGCUGCUUGUUCAUCCAUCUAUGAACUUGCAGUGGCAAGCUCAGCCACAGAAUAGCAUUUAAUAAAGAGCACUCCACACUUCAGAUGUCUUGCUUCAGGCAACAUCUUGCUAUCUAAAAGUAAGAGUUGUAGAGGUCUUAAAGCAGAAAGGCUUGGGUCUUUCCAGAACAAUGACUAUAGCUUAGUGAGAAUUGAAUGAUCCUUAUGACUGACCUCUGUCAGUAGUUUUUAGGGGAUCAGCUUCUCAUUGUAGAGAAUAUCACUGAUUUUUCCCUCAUUUCCUUUUUACUUUAGGUUAUACACAUAUCAGGAAUUUGAAUAGCUGUUAAGUUUUAAACAGUUGUAAAACCAGCGGCCUGUCUUUGCCACAAAAUCAAAGCUAAGCAGUAGCCCACCAUACCCCACAGGUACCAGAAUUCACUGCAAUUCUUUUCUGCAAUUCCUAACUCAGCAAGUAUCUUGUAGUAAUUAAGGCUGUAUUUUUAAAAAUGUAAUCAACUGUUUGCUUCAGUAAAAUAUGUUGAAAUCUGAACAUGAUUGUUUUACAGUUUGAAUUUUCAUGAGAAACUAGCGAUAAGCAGAACUGAUGCAUUUCACAGACUGACAAAUCCUGAGCACUGUGGAAAAAAUACAGCCUAAAUUAUAACUCUCCUUCUGUGUUAGAUUUCACUUAAGAAGGAUUCUAGCUUUGAAUUGCUGCCUCUGAUGAAUCUCACCAAUGUAUACUGUACUAACAAUUUAAUACGUGGCUUGCUUUCUUAAUUGUCCAAAGUUUUAGUAACUAGCACCUUCCUUGCUUUGCUGAAAUGUUGCACCUUUAUGCUCUGUGUUAGCAUUAGGCCACAAGGUAAAGAUACUACACUUGUUUCUGCUUGAAAAGUUAAUUGCUGAGUUCUUGUUGCAACCAAGCAAUGAAUGAACGAAUGGCAUGAAUAACUGUGUGGUCACAGUUUAAGAGAGGGGCAUACUGUUAAUGCCAGAGCUAUGGCUGAUUGCAUGGACCUGAAGUAUGUUUACAGCCUACUAGAUUCUUGAAUUGCAGUAAAGUUGUGAGGUAGAGAAGUUUAUUAGGCUGACCUGCAGACAAGGAUUUAGUUCUUAGAACAAAGGAAGAAGAAAAGGAGCAAGGUGAUUACUAUCAAAGGGGAACCAUACGUUAGUAUUCAUGUUAGAAGCAUGCACAUAGACAGACUUCAGUUAAAAUACAGAUAAAAAGCUCAACAUUUAUUAAGUUUUAUAAUUUCUUAUCUCUCUCCUGAUUUUCCACCAGCAUGAGCAUGCACACUAAAUGAUAGUAUACUUUCAAUAUGUUUAUCACUGCUUGUUUUCAACACGCACUCCAUUGUCCUAUCUCUGAAAGACUGAGGAUGGAUGACUGGAUGUAUCUGAUUCUCUAUCCCUUCAGUAGUAAAGAGCCUUACCUAGAAGCCAACAGGAACUGACCCCACUGACCAGUGUCCCUUGUGGAGUCUUAAACUGGCCCAAAUGACUCUUUUUGAGUGAUGGAAACAAUGGGCCUCUGUUUCUGCCUAGUAUCCUGUCUUCUCUUGGGGAAGGCAUUCCUUUGUACAUUUUCUUAUGAACUGAACCCACAGUUUCCUGAUGCUUCCUGAUUCUUAGUUCCCUCUUCCUGUAAACACCCACCCACACACCUGUGCCUACACAGUUGUGUGGUUGAAUUGUUAUUUUACUGCAUUCAUAGUGUGCAUGUGUUCUGAUGAGUGCUGAUUUAUGCUAUUAUUCUAUCUCAGGCAUAUCCAGCUAUAGGUUUGUUGUUCUUGCCUGGUUCGCAUAACACUGUACUAUAGGCUACAGUAUUCUGUAACCGCCUGCUGACCAAUUCUUCCCUCUUCUCCCAUCCUAUUGGGGCUAAUGAUAUUUUAUAAUAUUCACAGUCUUAAGUAGAUUUAAGUGGUACAGAAAUAGAAUUUGUAGUUUCCAAAAGAAGUUGGGCAACCUGAGACCUGACGUGGCAGUUCCCUUACCACAUUCCAGAUGAUCAGGCACGUGUUGCAAGAAAGCAUAGUGCUGUUGCAACUUGGAUACUUAACUUUUUUAAUUGUCCUACAAAAGCACAUGUUGCAAUAAAUAUGUUAAUAUUUAAGAUGACAUGGUACUUCUUGCUUCAUUCCCCUUAUUUCAUAAUUUUCCACGUGUUUGUCCAUAGAAUGAAAACACCUUCAUUGGCAGCGUAUGUUCACAACUGAACUGAUUAUCCUCUUUAUUUAUCAGGUCACUAAAGUUUCCUUCAGACCUAGAGGAACUGCAAAAGCUUGCAGAGUUUCUACGGUACUACAAUAGAGAACACCAUACUUAUGUGCUGCUACUGUUCUGCAGUGCCUACCUAUACAAACAGUGCUUCGCCAUACCUGGCUCCAGUUUUCUGGUAUGUAUAAUACCUGCAAAGUUUCAAGAUUUUGGCUUUGCAGCAUGCUGCUGAAAACCCAUCUGGUCCUUCCCCCCACUUUCAGUGCCUUUGGAAGACUUGCCUAAUAACUCCUGGAAUGCUACUUAAAAGGAAAAGGACCCCUGACCAUUAGGUCCAGUUGUGGCCAACUCUGAGGUUGCGGCGCUCAUCUCGCUUUAUUGGCCGAGGGAGCCAGUGUACAGCUUCCGGGUCAUGUGGCCAGCAUGACUAAGCUGCUUCUAGCGAACCAGAGCAGCGCACGGAAACGCCGUUUACCUUCCUUACAGAGCGGUACCUAUUUAUCUACUUGCACUUUUUGGGGUGCUUUCAAACUGCUAGGUUGGCAGGAGCAGGGACUGAGCAACGGGAGCUCACCCCAUUGCGGGGAUUCGAACCACCGACCUUCUGAUCAGCAAGUCCUAGGCUCUGUGGUUUAACCCACAGCGCCACCCGUCAACUAGAGGCUAGAUUACACUCUUCCUAGGGCCUGGGCUACUCCAUUCACAUACAAAUCAUGUUGAAUUCUAUAUUUGUGGAAAUUCCCUUAGACUACCCACAGCAGAAUUCACUGAGAGCAGGCUUCCUCAAACUUGGCCCUCCAGAUGUUUUGGGACUACAAUUCCCAUCAUCCCUGACCACUGGUCCUGCUAACUAGGGAUCAUGGGAGUGGUAGGCCAAAAACAUCUGGAGGGCCGAGUUUGAGGAAACCUGACUGAGAGUGUUACUAUGCUCUUCAGAAGAAAUUGUCAGAGUUCAACAUGCAUUAUUAAUGCCUAAACUUUCCAACAACUGAGAUUGUCCUCGUGAAUAACUGAUUUUAAAACUAAGCUCAGUAACCAUCCAUGAAUGUCCCACCGUUCUCUGGCUUAUUGCUCAAAUACCAACUUCAAUGAAAAAAGGAUUAGUUAGCGAGAGGAGGCAGAAAACAAAAAAAAUAUAAUCAUAGGGUGUCAAUUUCCUUAAUUCUGAUAUUUUGACUUCAAGAAUCCAAUAAAUGUGCACCAUGUGUUUACAAAGUUAUCUAUUGAUGGUCAUAGCUUUAUCCCCACCAGAUUUUUUAUGAUGCUAACCUAUUUUAUGAUUGUGCACUUUUAAUUGUAUUUUAAAAUUUUAUCUGCAAGUCACCAAGAAAAUAAUGCUAUUGGAUAGCCUUAUAUAAAUAUAGCCAAUAAAAUACAUAAAUAAAUGCUAGAAUUCUGAAUCAACUAAUGACUAAGGAAAAUCAUUUUUUCAGUAUAUGAUUAUUUUAUGGAGUUCUCUGCAACAUGAGUUGAUGGCCAGAAACUUAGGUGGCUUUUAAAGGGAUAGACAUGAAUCUGUUAUUUAUUUUAAAAUAUAUAGUUUGAUAUAAUAAAAAAUCUCUAAUGAAAGGCUUGCAGAAAAACAGUAAAAAUACAAGAAUAGCAAUCAGUAAAAUUUCCUAAAAACUAGAUAAAAAUGAGAAUACAAAUAUAUUACAGACUAAAAAAUUAAGAGAGUCCAGGUAGCUUGGGUGUAGACCUAAGUUUUUAAGAGGUGUAUUAUUGUCUUCACCUCAUGAAUCAGAGGGAAGGCCUUCCAGAGUAUGUGUGCUGCAUUGUCACCAUGUAACAACCUGCUGAUCAGCCAGCAGGGUCUUCAUGAAAGAUUGGCUAGGCCUGCACUGCCAAAGGCAACCUACUAGGUAUCCUGAUCCCAAGUUGUUAAGAGUUUUUAAUGUCCACAUUAAAUGUUAUGUGUAAAAGUGAAUUUUCCACUGAGCAAAUCAGCAGCUGCCUGGUCACCCCACAUGUAUCGCAUUGCAGUAGUCUAAUCGAUAGUUAAGAAAGCUAAGUAGCACCUCCACCUACUGUGUAUCUAGCUUCCAGUUGCCAGGGAGGUAGCAUCAAUAUUUUGCCUUUCUGCUCUGUGGACUUCCUGGCUAGAAACACAGUGCCGGACUACACAGACCAUUGGUCUGAUCUAACAGAGCUGCUCUUGUUUCUAUGGUUCAUAUAGUCCUUCAUGCUUUCCCCACAGUUUAUUAUGGACUGGAUCACUGUCUAGUUUUGCUCUAACAGAACAUCCUUGCUGGGGCUCUCUUUGGACCAUGGAUGGGACUCCUGUUGUGUUCCGCCUUGACUUCUGUGGGUGCCACUUGCUGCUAUGGGCUGUCCAAUGUGUUUGGGAAAAAAUUUGUCACCUACUAUUUUCCUGAUAAGGUGGCCAUGCUUCAAAGGAAGGUAAGUCCCAAUCACCUAUAAUAUUUUAGUCAGUGCUUUGUGACUGGGUAGUGCAUUAUCAUAGAGUUGGAAGGGACCCUGAGGAUCAUCUAGUCCAACCCCCUGCAAUGCAAGAAUAUGCAGCUGUCCCAUAUGGGGAUUGAACCUGCAACCUUGACUUUAUCAGCAGCAUGUUCUAACCAACUGAGCUAUUCGUUAUCAAGUCUAGCUGUCAAGAAUCUGCAGCCAGUAUGUUACAAUACAAUAGCUGGAAUUAAUAGGAAACUCUUCUAGUGAAAUGUAUAAUUUAUAGCUCUUGCAAUAUCAUAAUUGCAUAUAGAAGGGGAUUCCAAGGCUACAUUCAUGCUACCUAUGUAGGCCUAACUACUGAAACAAAAAGGGUUUGCAGCAACCCUCUAGUGUAGACCAGGGGUAGUCAACCUUUUUUUACCUACCACCCACUAAUGCAUCUUUCUUGAUGGUAAAAUUUCCUUACCACCCACCAAUGCUCGAUGGAAGGAGGAUUCAGCUUGUGCCAUUGAACCCCCUAGCGCCCACCUGGAAUCCUGAAACCCCCUCUAGUGGGUGGUAGGGACCAGGUUGACAACCCCUACUUAUUCUCUACCCUUUUUAUUAUGCCAGUAUAGAAUGGUUAUAUAAUUUAUUCAUCAAACCAGGUUUAUUGGUGGUAAUAUCAGCUCCUUGAGUGCCUUGAAUAAGAAGCUAAUAUUUGUAUUACAAAAUUUGUGUGUGUGUGUGUCAAACACACAUUUUGACCAGAUCUUGUUUCUUUUUUGUCUAUGGCAGGUGGAAGAGAACAGAAAUUCCUUAUUUUUUUUCUUGUUGUUUCUGAGGCUGUUUCCCAUGACUCCAAACUGGUUUCUGAAUCUCACAUCUCCAAUCCUGAACAUCCCUGUUACUCAGUUCUUCUUCUCUGUAUUCAUAGGUAAGAUUAAAAGCACUCAAUUUGUCUUAGUACUACCUAAUAUACUCUCCUCCUCCCUCUUUUCCAUUUUAAGUGCAUGCUUGCUCAUUCCCUACCACUUCUAGCUUACCUUUAUUGUGUGGGUGUUCCAAUUUGAUGGACUAUUUUCUGGCAAUAGUGGAAAUUGCAAUGUGAUGAUAUUGGAGGUAUGCCCAUUUGUCUGGGAGCCCCUUGAAUGGCAUUUUAACUAAUGUCUGUUGAGCAUUACAAACCAUAGUGCAAAAAAAUAAUAGUUAUUUGAUUUUGAUUUGUAGAGAGAGAAAAAUACUUACUAUUUUUAUGGGCUUUUCUAUAUUUCUUGUCUCAGGGGGCACUAGGAAAAACUGGUAGAGUUUAUAAUCCUCCUUAAACACACACUCCCUUAAUGUGAAAAUUGAUGAUGUCCCUAAGGUAACAUUAAAGUACACCAGUUCUCUGUAAGGUACAUACUGAAAAACGUGCUUCUCAUAGAGUAGCUGAAGACAAUAUUUUGUGUAGCGCAGGCUCUUGUUGGAGGAGAUGACAAAUACCCUUUAAUUGUGCAAGCAAGAAACAUUUCCCAUCUUUCUUGAGCAGUGGAUAAUAUUCUUCAAGAUGCUUAGCCCAAAUCCCAAGUACUUUCUCUCUGCUGACCCUUCUUAGUUUUGUGUACGUAUUUUUUCCUUAUACAUUCCUAAAUGUGUUCUCCUUAGCAUUUGCACAUUCAAGCUCUUACCUUAUUCACAGGUCCAAGGCAAGUCUGAAAAAUGUGAAAGUUUUGCUUAUAUGAGUAUUCUCUUACUUCUGCAGGCCUCAUCCCGUAUAACUUCAUCUGCGUCCAGACUGGUUCAAUCCUUUCACAGAUCACCUCCCUUGAUGCUAUUUUCUCCUGGAGUACUCUGUUCAGGAUGUUGGCUAUAGCCAUGGUGGCAUUAAUUCCUGGGACCUUCAUUAAGAAAUUCAGUCAGAAGCAUCUCAACUUGGACAAAAAUAACCAGAGUGCCCAUUUCCUCAAUGGGAGAAAGAGUAGCUGAAUGGGCUGGGUUAGGACCAGAUAUUAUAGAAGUCUAUUUAUGGGAAAGGUGCAAUUCUUCCCCCCCCCCCAGCCCAUUUUGUUUUUACUGAACUUUAAAAUCCCUGGUGCAGGCUUGGGCAUCUCCUUUCAGUAACACAUAGACAGAAAACAAUUUCUGCUCUUACUGUGUGUGUUUUUUUAAAUAAUUAGACUUGCAAAACUCAUUUUUAAAAGGUGCUCGCAACUGUUCCAAUGUGUUCUGUAACAAGAAUGCUGUCACUGGAACAGUUUUAUGUCAUGUGGUUUUGCUACCACUGACGUAGAGGUUGUAAAUGAUAAUACCUACCUAGAAAUUUGAGGUUGGUUCCUACAUGACAGCAAAUUCAGGAAAAGAUCACAUACAAAGCACCCCUUACUGUUGGCAAUCGCAGUGCAUUCUAUGGGACACACGCUUGACUGGCUGAAAUACCAGCACCAACAAUUGAAUCCUAUUAUCUUCUCUAUUGAGGGAACCCAUCUUGAGUGAUUUUUCCUCCCUCUGCCUGCUUGGGAAUCCCAAAGAAGAAAACUAGGUUAAUGUAGGCUAUUGGAACUAUUGAGGCUUGAAGGACUGAUUUAUUGGUUUCCUUCCCUUGUAGGCUGGAGAAGUGGUGGUAAUGAAGUCCACAUACUGGCUUUGUUCUCAAAGCCUCAGUACCUUGGUUACUCUGGCAGCAGCAACUGUACUUACUGUAAAGGUAGAACGGGUUUAGUAGAAUUACGUCAGUGCUGUUGCUUUUGCAAAUCUAAGAGAUCUAGUUAAGGAUGGGUAGGGAGAUGAGAGAUGUCACUUCUACAUCUGCCUUUGUGGGGAGCUACCGAGGUGUAAAGUACUCCUACCAUCAUGUACUGACUGCUGAUGAAAUGAAGUAUCUUCCACUUUGUUGCAAUUCCCCAGGAGAGUGUACUAUGUAAAAUGGCUCCGGGAUAUCUCUUUGUUCAGGUUUUAUGUCUAUUUUAACCUCCCUAUCACUUUUUCUGUGCCUCCUGGAAAACCACAUUCUUUGCUUAUGCUGUAUUUUGUCUUCAUUGAAUAAUGGACAUGGUUGUGUCGCUAGUCCAUUAGAUAAUCCACUGCUUAAGGGGUGAGAAAACUUAUUUAUGAGUGAGGUCAUCCUUUUUCCUUUGCUUCUUAAGAGUAUACAAUCAGCCCAGAGAUGAAGCCCUAUCACUUCAUCUCAGUAUUCUGCACCCCACCCCCUUAGAAAGUAUUUGGUAGUGGUCAACAGCCACUAUUACAAAAACCUUUCAUCGAGUUACCUUUUUGACAAGGGUCUAAUUCUCACUGAAGUUGUAGAAUUGGAAGGGACCCCGAGGGUCAACUGUGAAGUUUUAACUGGGCAAAACCACUACUUCAGAAUGCAGGUAAAGAUGUGUGCUUUUAUGUUCUAUACAAAUACAAAUAAAAUCUCUUCAUAUAGAACACUAGGUGUUGGUACGGCAGCUAACCUUGAACCCUUUUUUGCUGUUCGAUGUGACGAUCUGACCACCUCAAGUGUAAGUACUAGGCUAACGUUUCAGGAACUCCUGCAUGGAUCAUUGGGUUUCUUGUGAAAAUUAUUAAUCUACCUUAUCUGUGCUGGAAGAGGUGGGUUUGUUAAACACUUUGCUAUCCUCCACUAAAGUAAUGGUAUUAUGCUAAACUUGUCAACAUUAAUGACAAGCUUCUCAGGAUGGUAUUAUAGUAUGUGCUAUAUGCUAGAGAGACCGUAAUAAACCCUGAUGUAACAAUUGUAGCAAUUUGGAACUGAGACAAGGGCAAAAGAAAAAUGUCUGACUUCAAUUAGCCUGUGCAAAAAUUAUGUCUUAAUCAAGUGCCUUACCUCCUGUGUGUGUGUUUACAUGGAAACUGUAUUAUCAGAUAAAUGUUGGUGAAAACGG
This is a messenger RNA of Podarcis lilfordi (Lilford's wall lizard), 9704 nucleotides long. Lineage: Eukaryota; Metazoa; Chordata; Lepidosauria; Squamata; Lacertidae. The record is from the annotation of a GenBank genome assembly.